GGCUGGGGAGAGGCGGGAAGAGACACGCUUCCCACCAUGCAUCGCGGCGCCCUCCGCUGCGGGGAGGAGGCGGCCGGGAACUACAUUUCCCAGGCGGCUGUGGGACAGAGGGGGCCGUGUGUCCCCUCCCCCUCCCGUGGUCGCUCGCCGGAGUGGAUCUCUGGAGGCAGCGGGAGACGGACUGUCCCCCCCCAAAUCCUGUGUGGCUCCCUCGUCCUUCCCUCCCUGAUAGAGGCGCAUCCUGGGGACGCUGUCAUUGAUGUGAAGAGUCCAGAUCUCGGGGAGAGAAGGAGCUCUGCCACCGCUCCCCUUGGCAGCUCCGGCUGCCUCGGGUGGGGGUUUGGGGUGUGGUGGUUCAGUGGCUGCAACCCCCCUCCCCAAGCCACCUACCUGGGGGCCAUGGAGCGGGUGCAGAUGAUCAACAUCCAGCGGCUGCUGGAGGCGGCAGAGUAUCUGGAGCGAAGGGAGAGAGAGUGUGAGCAUGGCUAUGCCUCAACCUUCCCCUUGUUACCAAGCCCUGGACUGCAGGAUCCAAAGCCAAUGCGGAGGCUGAGCCGGGUGAGGAAACACAGCAGCGGGGGCAGCAGUACAAGCACGGCCAACAGGUCUACACACAACGAACUAGAGAAGAACCGACGUGCUCACCUACGCCUGUGCUUAGAACGUUUAAAGGUUCUGAUACCACUAGGACCAGACUGCACCCGGCACACAACGCUUGGGCUGCUUAACAAAGCCAAAGCACACAUCAAGAAACUUGAGGAGGCUGAGAGGAGAAGCCAACACCAGCUUGAAAACCUGGAACGAGAACAAAGAUUCUUAAAGAGAAGGCUGGAACAACUGCAGGGUCCUCAGGAGAUAGAACGAAUACGAAUGGACAGCAUUGGCUCAACCAUUUCCUCUGAUCGCUCGGAUUCAGAGCGAGAGGAGAUUGAAGUGGAUGUUGAAAGCACAGAGUUCUCCCAUGGAGAAGUGGACGAUAUCAGCACAACCAGCAUCAGUGACAUUGAUGAUCACAGCAGCUUGCAGAGUAUUGGAAGUGACGAGGGUUAUUCCAGCGCCAGCGUCAAACUCUCGUUCGCUUCCUAGAACAAAGUGAGACAACAACGCAGGGCAGAUUAUUCCACUGGAGUAAUCUGAGUUCAGACUGGGUUCUAGAUGCAGUAUCCUCUUUUAGAAAUGACACGUCAACAGCUAGACCGGAACAGACCUAUAUAUAUGUACCCCUUGGGCAAUAGGAGGCCUCCAUAGGAACCCAUGUAUGUCCAUUGGGUCAUGUUGCAAAAUCCUGGUUUCCCCUAGUGUAGUGAGACUGAACCCUGGCCCUUCUGAAGUCAGUGACAAAACUUCAGUUGGCUUCAGUGAGACCUGGAUUUGGCCCUUACAUGAUGAAUUACUUUGCUUUGACUUUGUUUAUUUGAAAGAGGAUACUGGAGAUUCAGCCCCCUCUCUCUUUCAAUUUGUCAUGAGAUCUGAGAAAUGUCCAGGUUUUCUCAUACUGCAUUCAGAUAGAACAACUUGGUUUAGACCCUUCUGGAACUUUCCUGGUCCUGAAAUGAGACUGUCCUAAUAUUUGAUCACCAUCAGGCAUUAUAGUAACAUAGCAGGAAGUCACAGCAGCUUGGCCAUGAAGACGUAUCUCACAACCUAUGAAUAAUAAUAGGUGUUCAGUUCAUGCCCAGAGAGAGAGGCAACAGUGAAGAUUGUUCAGGAGAAAUCACCAUUCAGCUCAACGUUCUAUUGGACAUAAUUUAAAGCAAGUACCUUUAUCACACUGCUAGCACUAGGGUACUAAACUGUAAUCUACCAGCACGUGGCGGGCUGCGUUGUGGAGUCCAACAGCACUGCUCCCCUGGAGAGAGAGAGAGAGAGAGAGAGAGAGAGACACACACACACACACUCGCGCUCUCUCUCUCUCUGACAGAAAGAAACCACCAUGUGGAAAGUCAUGCCCAGAUACUGAGCCACUAUGACCUUUUUUAUUUAAAGAUCUUUUGAUAAACGUUUGUAAAUGUGUUGGGAGUAAAAACACUCCAAAUGUGACACGUCUUUUUAGAUGUCUUUUAUACUGGAUUAACGCCACUGAAAAGGUAUCUGUUUUGAUGCAGCACUUGACCUGAUGAAACACAAAAAUGCUCUUUGCUGUGCACAAAACAAACAAGGUCUGUGCUGGCUUGGAAAGGUCAGGGUUGCUGGGUUUUUUGGUUUCCUUUUUUUUAGUCAUUCCCCUUGCAAACUUUGAAGGCACCUGAUCCCCUACAGUAGUCACAGUUCAAUAGUUAACAUAGUUAAGCUCAGCACUUGUCUCAUCUUAAUGUAACAUUUGGCCUGCGCACAUCCCCGUGCGUAUCCGCUAUCUCACCUGUGCAGGUGCUGUUGCUAUUGAGAGCUAUUGUAUCGAAUAUUUUAUAAUUUUCUUGGAGGUGAGAUUUCUAACCUGCACUUUGAGGGCUUUGCUUUCUUGUUUUGUCUUUUUUUUUUUUUUUUUAAUGGUGAGAAUUAUAUUUUUGUUUUCCAAGUUAAAAACCUUCUUACAGAGACCUCACCAAUGGCAUUGUUUGAAAUUUUGUAUACCUUUAAGUAAUUUAACUGCCCCCUCAUUACUAAGGAAAAAAAAUAAAAGGAAAAAAUGCUUUAUAAAAUUCGUAACUUAUUGCUGAUUUGAAUGGGUUGUUAAUUUCAGUCCUGUUUUUAUUUUAUUGUUUUUAGGUAGGGCUGGGCAAAAAAAAAAAAAAAAAAAAUGAAGACAGCCUUAUUUAGCAGUGCAGUAGAAUUGUGUUUAUAUGUUAGAAUAUGGUCCCACAUUAAAGUAGCACUUUAACACCAUUAAA
Mauremys reevesii (Reeves's turtle) is the source of this 2828-nucleotide messenger RNA. RefSeq names its product MAX interactor 1, dimerization protein (gene MXI1). NCBI's taxonomy places the organism in Eukaryota, Metazoa, Chordata, Testudines, Geoemydidae. Gene Ontology annotation, biological process: regulation of transcription by RNA polymerase II. The transcript is spliced from 7 exons. The coding region runs from base 37 to 1086 and encodes 349 amino acids. The record is from RefSeq and is a predicted model, not a curated record. Gene Ontology annotation, molecular function: protein dimerization activity; DNA-binding transcription factor activity, RNA polymerase II-specific; RNA polymerase II cis-regulatory region sequence-specific DNA binding.